Molecule: messenger RNA, 5839 nt
Organism: Xenopus tropicalis (tropical clawed frog)
Lineage: Eukaryota; Metazoa; Chordata; Amphibia; Anura; Pipidae
Exons: 1
Coding region: 80-5638 (1852 amino acids)
Biological process (GO): DNA transposition; DNA biosynthetic process; proteolysis
Molecular function (GO): hydrolase activity; RNA-directed DNA polymerase activity; nucleotidyltransferase activity
Source: RefSeq, a predicted model, not a curated record
CGUGCUAGAUCUCAUGCAGUAGCAAAAGAGGGCUACAUUUGGAGGCACUGCUGAGAUCGAAGCAGAAAUCACUGCAGAUAUGCCAUUAAUAACGCCAACCCAGGUCUAUGAAUGGGCCCUAAAGGAAAAGGUGAACCCAGACCAUGUAUUUGCCAUUGAUCGUGUACCACCUGAAGUUACACUGGAAAUGUUAGAGAGUAACCUGUCUAAAUACAGACAUUUGGAGGGUGCACAUCUGAUAGCAGAUGAGGGAUCAACCAUGGACGGUUAUGCAGUCCUGCUUUUCAAAGUGAGUGAUCCACUAAAUUCAGAAGUGGGGCCAUAUGCUGUGUUCCCUGUGGGUGAUUUAUCGGUAGGGUGCCCCCUGGUGUACCCCCAGGCUGUUGUUGCCCCCUGGAAAGUUGAAGCACCCAGUCCAGAUGCAGGCUACACCAGUAGAAAAAGGAGGCUGCUGCCGUCACUACCCUGCAAUGUGCAGCACACAGUAAAGCAAGAACCGCUUGUAACUGAGACCAGUGAAGCUAAGGAUGUCAGCAUUUCAGAGCAUCCCUUGACUGACGCAAUAACUCAAAUGACAGAGGCAUUGGCUCAGGGCUUGCAGCUGAGCCACUAUAAAAAGCUAAAGACAUUUUCAGGCACAGAGCCGGUUCCUACAGGGGAAGAGGGGUUUGAGACAUGGAAGGAGUCUGCACUACAAGCAUUAGAUGAGUGGGCCUGCUCAGAACAAACCAAGAGGCAGCGAAUUAUGGAGCAUGUCCGUCCCCCUGCAGCUAGUAUUGUGUUAAAUUUUAAAGCCAGUCACAAAGAUUACAAUGCUAUGGACAUAAUUGAUAUCCUCACUUCAGCAUAUGGGAAGCAUGAGGACCCUGACCAGUUAUUGGCUGACUUUAAACAGAUGAGACAGAAGUCUUCUGAGGAUGUAUCUGCCUUCACCCUCCGUCUAGAGAAUAUGCUGCGGAAUCUCUUGUCAAAAAAAGUGAUUACAGCAGAGGAAGUAGAUACACUACGUCUAAAACAAUUACUAAAGGGGAUGUCCCCAUUCUUCCCCAUGUAUUCCACGUUGCAGAUACUCCUGAGGGAUAAAAGAGAUACCGGCUUUAUUGACCUGAUGAAAGUGAUUAAGCAAGAGGAGGCAACCCUACUCUUUGCUGGUACCUCUCGGGUACCAAAGCAGAACCCCGCUUUACCUACCUCGAAGGAUAUUAAGCUAACUGGAAAGGGUGUACCAUCAAUAACCCAAAUCCGGAAAAGGUUCCCAUCAGAGUGGCAUAAGGGGGUACCUGCCACUACCCCUACCAGUUGUUUUGGGUGUGGCCAGGAGGGGCAUUUUGUUAAAGACUGUCCUGAGAAAUUUUCCCCUAAUGCAGUGCAGACAAUGUCAUGUGGGAAGCCAAGUAGCUACCCCAACAAGGUUACAAAACCCUCUGCGACAAAGGACAGAAACAUGGUGGGCCCUAAGUCCUUGGUAGACAUCCUGUUAGAUGGGCAGCCAGUACAAGCUUUGUUUGAUACCGGAUCACAGGUCACAAUAAUCCACUAUAGUUAUUACCUGCAACAUCUAUCCCACAAACCUUUACAGCCUGCUAGAGGUUUAGAAUUGUGGGGGCUGAAUCAGCAGGCCUACCCCAUACAUGGAUUGCUACAAGUGACUAUAACCAUGCCGAGGUGCCAUGGUACACUGCCUCUGUCCCAGGAAGUUGAUGCUGUGGUCUGCCCAGAUACAGGAAACCCUAACGCUGCUCCCAUCAUUCUGGGAACAAAUGUUAGUGAGGUACGGACUACCCUAAACCCUUCAGUCACUGUGACAAAAGCCCCUAGGUAUUCUGACCAUGGUCCAGAGGUUGUCUGCAACACCUUCACAGUUACUUACAAGUAUGGGUUGUUACGCCAUGUUGCUGGGCAAACUGUUGAGAUUCCUCCGGGGUCCAUUAGGACUGUGAGAGCACUAACUGAUGUAAAACCUGAGAUGAUGAAAGGCUAUAGAUGUGUGCUGGUUGAAAGCCCCUCCGAGGCAGUGGUCCAGAAUGGGUGGAAAGUUGUCCCGGAGAAGAAAGAGUGGGGCAAGAAAAUACCUCUAGUUGCUCAAGUAACUGUUCAAAAUAUCUCUCCAUAUGCUGUAGUAAUCCGGCCUAAACAGGAGUUGGCGUAUUGCUACCCCGUUCAUGAGGUUUCUGACCUUGCUGAGGUUCAGUCCACCCCAGUAUCUGCUUCUGUAUCAAACUUGGCAUUUGAUUUUGGGGAUUCCCCUGUUUCUGAGGAGUGGAAGCAGAGGCUGAGUAACGGUUUACUUGAACGCAGACAAGUCUUUUCAACAGACGAAAUGGAUGUAGGGUGUGCUAAAAGUACCCAGCACACUAUCCGCUUAUCCGACUCCACUCCAUUUAGGGAGCGGCCUAGGAGAGUCCCUCCCAAGGACCGGGAGGAUCUCCAGCGCACCUUACAGGAAAUGAAAAGGCGAGGAAUUAUUGCUGACAGUCGGAGCCCCUAUGCUUCCCCUAUAGUCAUCGUGAGGAAAAAGGAUGGCUCAAUCCGGUUGUGCGUGGAUUAUCGUACUUUAAAUAGACGCACUGUACCUGACCAGUAUACUCUACCUCGAAUUGAGGAGACUCUGGAAGCCCUUAAUGGUAGCAAAUGGUUCACUGUAAUGGACUUACGCUCUGGCUAUUACCAGGUACCUAUGGCAUCUGAGGAUCAGGAAAAGACUGCAUUUAUAUGCCCCUUGGGUUUUUACCAGUUCACAAGGAUGCCCCAAGGUAUUUGUGGGGCCCCAGCUACCUUUCAGAGACUUAUGGAGAAGAUGUUGGGGGACCUGUCACCCCGAGAGUGCCUGGUGUAUCUGGAUGAUAUCAUUGUGUUUGGGACUACCCUAGAGGAGCAUGAGCAGCGUCUGAUGAAUGUGAUUGACCGAUUAAUAGCAGAAGGACUAAAACUGUCAAUCGACAAAUGUAAGUUUUGCCGCUCCUCAGUAACCUAUGUAGGCCAUGUGGUCUCUACAGAAGGAAUAGGAACUGACCCGGCCAAGAUUGAAGCGGUGGUAACCUGGCCCAAACCCCAAAAUGUCACUGAGCUGAGAUCAUUUCUCGGGUUUUGUGGUUACUACAGGCGAUUUGUAGAGGGGUAUUCAAGAGUGGCCCACCCAUUAAAUGAAUUGUUGAGGCUUUCUAAUGUGCAUGGUGAAGGGACAAAAAGAGAUGCUAAAGCCCCUUUUGGUGAUAAGUGGACUUCAGCCUGUGAAGAGGCCUUUGUUCAGUUAAAGAAAAGGCUGACAGAAGCCCCUGUAUUGGCUUAUGCAGAUGCUCACAGACCAUAUGUCCUCCAUGUUGAUGCCAGUUAUGAAGGGUUGGGAGGUGUCCUACACCAGAGGUACCCAGAAGGGCUGCGGCCAGUGGCCUAUCUUAGUAGGAGUCUGGCACCCAGUGAAAAGAAUUACCCUGUGCAUAAACUGGAAUUCCUGGCUCUUAAGUGGGCCAUUGUGGACAAGUUGCAUGACUUCUUAUAUGGAGUAGAGUUUGAAGUACGAACAGAUAAUAACCCUCUCACAUAUAUUUUGACUACUGCUAAACUUGAUGCCACAGGGCACCGUUGGUUAGCUGCACUGUCAAACUACUCUUUCACCCUCAAGUACAAACCAGGGCCUAGGAAUAUAGGAGCGGAUGCUCUCUCUAGACGACCGGGUCUGCCUGCCCUGGAGGAUGAUGGGGAGUGGGAAGAGAUACCCAGCAUCGGUAUGAAGGCCUACUGUGCUACAGCUGCUGUAGUGGAUGACAAAGUGGCUUUUUCUGAGUUGAGGGUCGUAGAUUCUGUUGGUGGAGGGCCGGAGUCUGUACCACCUAUGUACUGCUGUCCCAUUUCUCUAGUAGGGGGAGAAUCCAAGUUAAUCAGUCACAAGGACAUGGUUCAAAGCCAGAAAACUGAUCCUGUGAUAGGCCACCUGUGGAGAGCGGUUAACAGCAGAAAUCCUGCUUUGCUCAAGAAGAGUUUGCCAGGAGGGUAUGAAUUUUUCCAACGUGACUGGGGUAAGUUCUGUGUGGAACAAGGACUGUUAUACCGGUUGAUACCAUAUCAUAAUCACCCUGGGAGGCGGCAAUUAGUGUUGCCCCUUAAAUUCAGGAACAUGGUGUUAAGGAGUCUGCAUGAUCACCAUGGACAUCUUGGAAUGGAGAAGACUUACGGGCUGGUCCAAGACCGCUUUUUCUGGCCUAAAAUGAGAGAUGCAGUUGCAAGUUACUGCAGGAAGUGCCUAAGGUGUCUGCAAAGGAAGACACUUCCGGUCCUCGCUGCCCCCAUGGGUCACCUUAAAAGUUCAGAGCCCAUGGACUUGGUGUGCAUGGACUUUCUUUGUAUUGAGAAUGAUUCGAGGGGCAUCGGUAAUGUUCUGGUAGUCACCGAUCACUAUACCAGGUACGCCCAAGCUUUCCCCACCAAGGACCAAAAAGCCUCCACAGUCGCUAAAGUACUAUGGGAGAAGUUUUUCAUUCACUACGGGUUGCCAAGUAGAUUACAUUCUGAUCAAGGCAGAGACUUUGAGAGCCGUCUUAUUAAAGAGCUUUUGCAACUGUUACAUAUUGAAAAGAGCCGAACUACUCCCUAUCACCCCCAGGGAGAUGCCCUUCCUGAGAGAUUUAACCGGACAUUGUUGGACAUGCUAGGUACCCUGCCAGUGGAGGAUAAAAAGAGCUGGAGCAAGCAUGUGGAGGCUAUGGUGCAUGCUUAUAACAGUACUCGGCAUGAUAGCACUGGUUUCUCUCCAUACUUCUUGAUGUUUGGGAGGGAGCCAAGGUUGCCCCUUGAUGUCCAGCUGGGUGUAUCUACAGAUGGAGUGAGUCAUCGGGACCACUUUCAGUACGUUUCCCGAUUGAGGGAAGGCUUGACUACUGCCUAUCGUUUGGCUGAAGAGAAUGUUAGCAAGUUGAAUGCCAAUAACAAAAGGAGGUAUGAUCAUAAAGUCAAGUACAGAGAGUUACUUCCAGGUGACAAAGUGUUACUAAGGAAUUUAGGAGUGCCUGGGAAGCAUAAGCUGGCUGACCGUUGGAGAAAUGAACUAUUCGAUGUGGUGAGCAAGCUGCCUGGGAUUCCGGUGUACAAGAUAAAGGGACCAGAGGGUCGAGUAAAAGCCUGGCAUAGAAAUCACUUACUCCCUGUAUCUCAAGCAAGUGAUGUUUCUACAGGUAUUGACAUUGAGGAAGGUCAAAUGGAGGGUACUUCUGACUUCCCCAACGCCACGGAAAUCCCACCUACGGUUCAACAGACCCCUAUGGAUGCUCAAAUGCCUGAACCUGAUGAGGGUGGCAAUGAUGUAACUCAGAGUGACUCUCUUCCUUCUGAGGACUGGCCUAUUCCUGUCAGGGAUAAUUUGAAUCCUGCAUCCCCGGAGUUUGUACCAAGGUCUGAGACAAACCAGAGGUUGUUGCUGAGUGAUGGAAACCCUUCUAAUGAGGAUUCAGCUAGAGGACUUCCCCCGAGAGAGGUGAGACGGGGUGCACGAGUUCGGCAGCCCCCACCUGUACUGACUUAUGAUACACUGGGAAAUCCUUCUUAUGUACCACAUGCUGGACUUUACCAUGCCUGGGUAGGGGCGGUGUCCAAUCUGGUAAAUAUGCUGCCGGUGUUUGCACCCCCAGGACUAUACUAUUAUUGAUUCAGUUUAUGAAAUGUGCCUUGGUAAGUAUAAGGUUGAGUAUGUUGCAUGCAGUUCCUUUUCAGCUAGUGGUUAUGUAAAUAGGCCCUGUGAGCUAAAGCAGGCCAGAAGAUUUUGUAUGCUUCAUGUUAUUGCAUUACUUGGUUAUGUUUUUUUUUUUGUUUGUCAGCCAGGAGGUGACAGUUUUUAAGCAGGGGGAGA